UUGAUCCAGUUACUGUCCCACUCUCGCAUUUCCGCAUUUUCCCAUUUGAGAUCUCAGAUUUUAGCGCCACAAACCAAGAGAAACAGAACCCCUCUCCGUCAGACUGCUUCUAAAAUCCCGCUAGACGUGUUUGUUCGCCGCUGUGCUCUAUUUGAACAACAAUAACAACGUGUUCUGUCGCUGUGUGCUCGUCAACUUUGUCCACACUGAGGAGAAGGGAAUGUCUGCAGAACCGGAGGCUGCACCCAGAGGGCUGCACAUUCUUCUAAGGCCGCACAUUUAGAGCACUUUUUAUAGACAGCGCCACCGACCGCAAUAGAUGAUCACCGAAGUGAACAACUUACGGUUUAAAGGGAUGAUUUCACUCAAAAUGUCGUUUUUGGCCCCAGUAAGUUUGUCUACAGAGCUGGAGGCUGCACUUUCAGGACCACUGAGCCUAAAGGCUGGGGUAGAAGAGGUGUGCAAGCCCUCUGUGCACACACAGAGGGUUGUUCCCUUCCGCGUAAAAGCCGCUAGAUGUCGCUGCGUAAUUGCACAGAAAAAUGCAGCUUCUGUUUAAAAAAAGCACUGAACACUGGGAGAUCAUCGAAAAUGAGAAAAUAUAUGCGAUGUUAAUCUGUUUUUUUCCCAAAGGACACCUAAUAUUUUAAUUUGUUACCAAGAUAUUAAAUUCUGCUUAAUAUUUUGGAUGAUUGGCAACACUUUCCCCCCUCACCUUUAUGGACUUUUUAAAUCUAUUAAACUCUUAAACUUAAAAGGAACCAAUAUACCAGGUGCAAAUUAUAUUUUUAUAAUAAUUCUGUCGGAUAUGUAGUUAAGAUAGUGAAGGUUGCUUAAAAACUCAAUUAAUCUUGAUGCAUUGUUAUAAACUGGUUUUUAUUCAGAUUUUGGAAGGCUUCGCGUAAAAUUUAUUUUUUCGUAAGUACAAAUUGGGCAGCAUCCUGCUCUCCUUAAUUAAAUGUCACCAUAUAUUUAUUUUUAAAACCAGACGCACAUCUUAUCACAUUUGUGCGCAUUUUUUCCUGAAGCUGUGCCGUAUUAAACACUUGAUUUCAGCAAACUGGCACACUAAUCUCUCUACAAACUCUUAAGUGUGAUAAAACUCUGCAGACGUGCUGUGCCAAAGUGCUGAGAAACAGUAAAUGACCUGUUUUACUUCCAUUUCUGCAGGAUCAUGGCACCACAUUCUCCUCGACGGCACAAAGGAUAAAAUUACGCGCAAGAAUAAUGUUGCAACAUUUCCUCUCCAAAGCUCAGAUUCACUGCUACAACGUCCUGAUCCACAUCUUAUCCUCCCACAGAAACACGGACGCAGCCUCCAUUGGUGCUCCCGAAUCCAGCAGAUCAGUGGAGCUAUUGGGUGUCAAUCUCACGAAAGGAGAGAGAGGACGGAGGGGGAACGCACGGGAUGCUGAUCCUCACUGAGAGGAUGCUAUCGAUCCGGCUCGCAAAUGCGCUCCUCUCCAGUUUGAUAAACAUGCAGAUGUGCGUCAUUACGCGUUUUCUGCUCCUCAUGAGCUAAUUAAGCAAGGUAAUGUGAGCAGCAGCGGGGAAAGCCCAAGUCAUCAAUGCAGAACUCCUCAGCGCUGUUCGGGAUGGUGAGCCACUGUCAGACCCCAACUUUCGCGGACUUCACGGGCUUGGCGCUCUCCGUGUACGGCAGCAAGACGGACAUCUGUGCGCGGCGAGCCGGCAACGCUGGCUUCGGAUCUCCGCUUUGCAGGAGCCCCCACGACGCACCGACGCACAUGAACUGCGCCAGCCCAAAGCGAGUCACCGCAUCCGAGGAAAAGGCACAUCUGGCAGCCAAAACUCCGCGCUUGUGCUUCUCGUUUCCACCGGUGCAAGUGAACGGUGCCUACUGCUCAGAGAAGGAUGCUGAGCUGGGCGAUGCUGAGGGCAGCCUGAUGCGAUGUGGGCAGAGCUUAGCGCUGCCAGCUGGGGGUCAUUCAGAGGGGAUUUACCCCCAGAGCAUCCAGUGCAGCAGACCUACACCUGACCUCCUCCUGCAGGACGGCCCUCACCAAGACACCAGAUCCUCUCCUGCCUUCCAGAGGACCCUGCCGGGGGCCUCGCCCAGCCUGGGCUGUGGUGCCAACGGGACUUGCUCCUCCGUCCCCUACCCAAUCAAACAGGAGAACUCAAUGGGCUACAAGGUUUCCAGCACGGGGUCAGGGGUCCGUAGCGCACAUCAGGGCGGGUUUCAGGCCUGUAGGGGACGUCAAGUUUUAGAGGUGUCACGGGACGAGAUAGUCGGAGCUCUGCAUGUUAGCAACAACGUUAAUGGCGUCUGCUCAGUGAACGGCGUGGACAGUGCAGUGUCAGGGGACGCCGUGCAGCCGUUUAAUAAUGAAGAUGGCUCCUCCCCGCUGGCUUUGUCCCCAACUGGCUCCCGUCAUUCAGCGCGGCUGCUCAGUGCUAGCAGUCUGAAGAGACGCUGCCUGUCCCUGGCCUCACAGUCGUCCGCCGCCGCUGCUGGCACCAACGGCGUCGCUGCCACUGGUUCCCCAUUAGCUCCUGGCGCUGCUACUGAGGAGAUCAAUAUCACCGCCAUCAUCUGCUCCUCCUCCCAGAUGUCAAUGGUUGCCUGCGUCAACGGGUUCCGUGCUAACCUCUCGCCCAGCCACACCAGCAGCGCCGGCUUCUCCUCCUCUUCCUCCUCCUCUUCUACGUCUCCACCCUCUAACUCCUGCCCUCGGAAAGUCCCUCAAAGGCCCCCGCCUCACGGCAGCCCCCAGCAGGCCUCGCUACAGGAGAGCUGUCAGCUGUCCUCACCUGCUACCUGCCUGCUGUCCCUCUCUUCCUCCUGCUCCUCCUCCUCGUCCUCCUCUUCAGCGUCACUAGUGGAGCCGGAGCAGGGCCAGGGCCAGGGCCAGGGCCAGAGCCUGGGGCGGUGUGAGGAGCCGGGCUCCAUGCUGCCGGGGCGUGGGGCUGGAGGAUCAGCCGAGGGAGGAGUGGAAGGAGGCUUGGGGCUGUUGAUGAGUGGGGCCCUGAUGUCUGGGACGCUGCAUUCGGGGCCUGAAACCGGGGGUUUCCUAGACGGGGUCCAAAGAUCUGGAGCUGCCCUCAAGCAGGAACCCCUCGAUGACUUCUCCCCCAGUGAGGACGAACUCUUUCAGCACCACUAUCACCACCACCAUCACUUGAGUGGCCGCAACGGGCACCUUCGCCACCACCCACCACGACCUGCCAUGCCUCCGCCUUACCACUUGCACCAGUACGUGGGACCCAGUCCCGGGGGCCCGCUGCACCACCAGAGCCAGCAAACGGCAACAGCCUCUUCCCUGGGACUCAAAUCAAUCUCUGGAGGUCCUUCUGAGCCCCACACGGCCCCGGAGAGGGAAGAAGUCGGAGGAGGAGCGGUGGCGGAUAAGCAGGUGUGUCGCUGGAUUGACUGCAGUGCUGCGUACGAGCAGCAGGAGGAGCUUGUGAGACAUAUCGAGAAGGUCCACAUCGACCAGCGGAAAGGUGAGGACUUCACCUGUUUCUGGGCCGGUUGCAUUCGCCGCUACAAGCCCUUCAACGCCCGCUACAAGCUGCUCAUUCACAUGAGGGUCCACUCUGGAGAGAAACCCAACAAGUGCAUGUUUGAGGGUUGCAACAAAGCGUUUUCUCGUCUGGAGAACCUGAAGAUCCACCUGAGGAGCCACACAGGAGAAAAGCCGUACCUGUGCCAGCACCCCGGCUGCCAGAAAGCUUUCAGCAACUCCAGCGAUCGAGCCAAGCAUCAGCGCACUCACCUGGACACGAAACCGUACGCAUGUCAGAUCUCGGGCUGCACCAAGCGCUACACGGAUCCCAGCUCCCUACGCAAACAUGUCAAGAUCCACUCGGCCAAAGAGCAACAGGUGCAUAGAAAGCUGCGGCCCUGCCCUCACCUGGAGCCGGACGUCCUCAGUGACUGUCUGUCCAUGCAGCACCUCCAGAGCUCCACGUCCUUGCAGCACCUCUACAACGGCAAAGAUGGCCGAUCUCCAGCGCUGGGCCAAGACAUCUUCACAGGCCUGUACGCCGGCUCCAGCACCCCCCAUCACAGCGCUCCGCUGGAGCUCCUCUCCCCGACCCCCAACCCUUCUGCUUCCACCGCCGACCUGCCCUCCUCCCGACAGCACCGGCUGGAUCGGGACCUGGGCAGCCCCCAUCACCUGUCGCCGCUGGCUGCCAUGGAUGGAGCGAGAGACGGGGUGUCGGGUCCCCUCCUGUCUCCUGGGAUGAAGGGAACAGCGACACCUCCUCCUCCGCUGGAGAAGCAGCACAUCCACCAGCACCACAAGCCCUACACUCACUAUCAGCAUCAUCAGCCUGCCAGCGACGAAUACCAAGGCAGCUUUCAGAGCUGCUUCCAUUUUGGAGACUCCUACAGGAUGGAGCAGACGGUCGGUGGUGUCCACGUCCCCGGAGACUCUCAUGCCUACACUCCCCAUCAGCACAAUGGCUUCCACAUGUCGGGCAGCAACACUGGCUCUGCCUCUACAGGUUUCAGCUUGACCCAGGAGCUGCAAGGAGGUGCAGGGUGCCAGUUCUCCUCCAGCCCAGAGGAGAGCAUUUUCUUCCAGGUGGGCAGCUUCGACCGCAGCUUGAGCCACAUGUCGUCUGUCUACACAGAGACAUGAAGCAACACUGGAGCAGGACACGCUUCACCACCUACUCUGUAGUCCAACUUCCUCCACACGCACCUUCACACGCUCAGUUUCUUUUCCAAAAUAUUACCGGUCACAUUGUAAAUGAGUAGUUCUGUCUUAGUUAUGCACCAAAUGGAAACCAGCAAAAUGAAACACAUUAAAAGUUUUACAGGCCAGCUAAGCAGCAUGUAAUUAUGACACUUAACUGACACUAUCUGAAUGGAAAUAACACAGCUGUGGUUCCCAACCUUUUUGAAUUAUGACACCUUAAAAAGAAAAAAAAAUUCUAUUUGGGACCUCUCAUCAGCAUUUAAAGCAUAGAAAUAUGAUUUUCAGUUUUAAAGUUUUAAAAAACAAUGAUUAUCAGAUGUAUCACCAGCAUUUUCUACCUUAAUAUUUGGUUAAAGGCACCAUUUUUACACAUAAAAAUCUGUUAGCAUUGGAUAUUUUUUAUAUCUCAUCUUCUCAUGCAUCAGUUUUGACCAUUCUGUUGUUAAUCUGGCUUGUGCUUCAUGAAAGCUGCUCGCUAAAAGGUCCCUUUUAAAUCAUCUUGCAACAAUUUCGAUUUCUACUGUGACUCAGACCUAGAAGUUGGGAAUCAGUAAGCUAGAAGAAUGUUCAAUAUUUCAGAAAAAAUAACUAAAAAACAGUAUUUAAUCUGGUUCCAACUCACAGAAUUUUACUUGCUUAAAUGAGGGAAUGAUGUGAGUCACAAAAAUGACUUGGAUGUGAAGGAAAAACAACAUCUGGCCAUCAGUAGUUAAACAGUCUUGUCUUUCUUCGGUUCAUGUUUAUUGUCCAGGAAUUCAUCACGUACAGGGAAUCUGACUUUAAUACAUUAGUGCUAAGAGUUGCACACUUAAGUUCAAUCAGACUGAGCUUAUUCAUGCAAUACUUUGCGGUUUUAAUAUAUAAACACUCCUGAACAGACUUUAAAUCAAACGUCCUCUCUUUCCCUCCUCUUCGUGUUAUUUUCUCUUUACUCUACAUCUUUCAAUCUGUUUCAGACUGAAGUGUAGAUAAGAAUAUAUCAUUUUGCUGUGCUGUUUUUAGCAGUGGAAAAAAAGUUUGCAUUUCUGUAUUUUGUUAAGUUUUUUUUUUUUUUUGCUUUUGGAUUUAUCCCUGGAGGAGGGUUUGGCCUCAUUAAUUCUGCAAUAAUGCAGAGAAACCAACCUACUUUAUUAUUAUUAUUAUUAUUAUUAUUAUUAUUAUUAUUAUUAUUAUUAUUAUUAUUAUUAUUAUUAUUAUAUGUAUAAAAUGUACAGUUUGUUUACAUCAAUCAUUUGAAUGUUUGUCAUUUCUCAAUUUAAGAAAUAAAUAACUGAAUGAUCACACAA
This is a messenger RNA of Amphiprion ocellaris (clown anemonefish), 5959 nucleotides long. RefSeq names its product zinc finger protein GLIS1 (gene glis1b). The coding region runs from base 1569 to 4613 and encodes 1014 amino acids. Gene Ontology annotation, biological process: regulation of transcription by RNA polymerase II. Gene Ontology annotation, molecular function: RNA polymerase II cis-regulatory region sequence-specific DNA binding; DNA-binding transcription factor activity, RNA polymerase II-specific. Lineage: Eukaryota; Metazoa; Chordata; Actinopteri; Pomacentridae. The transcript is spliced from 11 exons. The record is from RefSeq and is a predicted model, not a curated record. Gene Ontology annotation, cellular component: nucleus.